AUGCAUAUUCUUGUCACCAACGAUGAUGGUCCACCAUCAGAUCAGUCCUCGCCCUACGUACAUUCGCUGGUGUCAACACUACAGAAGCAUGGGCAUACCGUGUCAGUCGUUCUCCCGCAUACACAGAGGUCAUGGAUAGGCAAAGCACACCUUGUGGGCAAAUCCAUACAACCGACAUACUACCGCCCCGCGCCCCUCCAAACAAACGCUGAAGGGCGUCUCACGAACCAUGGCACAACGCACAACUCCCCUCUGCCAUCCUCGUCGAACGAAGAAGAAUGGGUGCUCGUCGACUCGACGCCUGCUUCCUGCGUACAGAUCGGUCUCUACCACUACUUUUCAGACCGCGGCCCGAUUGACCUCGUAGUCAGUGGCCCUAACUACGGUCGCAACAGCACUGCCAUCUUUUCCUUAUCGUCGGGCACAAUUGGUGGCGCAAUGGAGGCAGCAGUAUGCGGCAUGAAGUCCAUCGCCCUCUCGUACGCAUUCUUCGACCGCAACCACGACGCCAAGAUCAUCAGCGAUGCCAGCGAGCUCAGCGCUAAACUCAUAAAACAUCUGUGGGAUCACUGGGAUGCAAAUACCCACCUUUACACCGUCAACGUACCGCUGGUUGAGAACGUUGGAGAGCGCAAGAUCCUAUGGACGAACAUGCUGCAGAACUCGUGGAAGAGCGGAAGCUGUUUCCAAGUCGUCGAAGUACCGUCCGAAGCUGACGACACACCGUCAGACAUUGAGGGUCAGAUACGCAAACAAGAGGAGAAGUUUGGGAAGAAGGAGCUGAAGGCGAACUCUGAAAUACAAGGUGGAGUGUCGGGCACAGACAGUGGGCGAGAAACGCCUUCAGGUCAGGCCCAUAUGCGGUAUACACACAAGCACUUCAAAUGGGCACCGACUUUCAAAGAUGUGUAUGAGAGUGUUGAGGCCAGUGAGCCCGGCAAUGAUGGAUGGGCGGUCGCGCAGGGCUUUACCAGUGUGACUCCACUACGGGCAAACUUUAUGCAUGUGAAUGGGUUUGAGGGAGAAAUCAAGCUGGGUGCGGGGGCUUCGUAG
Alternaria postmessia is the source of this 1053-nucleotide messenger RNA. RefSeq lists its product as uncharacterized. Bases 1 to 1053 code for a protein of 350 amino acids. Gene Ontology annotation, cellular component: P-body. Lineage: Eukaryota; Fungi; Ascomycota; Dothideomycetes; Pleosporales; Pleosporaceae. The transcript is spliced from 3 exons. The record is from RefSeq and is a predicted model, not a curated record. Gene Ontology annotation, molecular function: hydrolase activity.